This is a messenger RNA of Anopheles arabiensis, 18017 nucleotides long. RefSeq lists its product as uncharacterized. NCBI's taxonomy places the organism in Eukaryota, Metazoa, Arthropoda, Insecta, Diptera, Culicidae. The record is from RefSeq and is a predicted model, not a curated record. Gene Ontology annotation, biological process: regulation of transcription by RNA polymerase II. Gene Ontology annotation, molecular function: protein binding; transcription coregulator activity; double-stranded DNA binding. Gene Ontology annotation, cellular component: nucleus. The transcript has 21 exons. The coding region runs from base 940 to 7788 and encodes 2282 amino acids.
GGUGAGUGACCCACAGUUUGGCGUCUCCAUCGAGUGCGAGUGGAGGGUUCGCGUAUUUUCUGUUUUCGCACCAGCCUCUCCCGGGAUAUCGACCAGAGGCGGUGUUGUGUGUAGUGCUGCCACAUUCCGGUAGCAGUUUAAUGGAAAAAAUCAGCAAACCCCCAAUUCAUUGUUUCCAAAAGUGUGUUCCAUGUGUUCGUUUGUUGAUUUAAGGGCAGUUUUCACAGCAACAACAACAACACCAACAACAGCAAAAAGGUGCGAUCGAAGCUGAACACUACCAGCUCUACGGAGCUCAGCCGAAAGAGAAAGCUGAUGAUCCUUGGCUGUGCUGUGCGGCAGAGCGUGCACGUAUUUUGUAGGUGAAGGAAAAGGAAGGCAAGAUUAAACACACAUACACGUGCCAGUACACCAACCAUUGAAGUGAACGAAAGAGAGGGAGAGAAAGAGAGAGCGUGUGCAGUAUAAGCGUGUUCGUGUGUGUGUGUGAUUUUUUCUCUCUCAUACGUGUGUGUGAUACAAGUUGAUGUGAUUGUGUGGAAGUGUAUCAAGUGAGCUAAAGAAAGCACAUGUAUCGUUGGGGCCGCCGUGUGUCUCGCUCUUUCGCCCGUCUGUGAAUGCCUGGGGAAAAAACGUCAAUACUAUCCUUGGACUUGAAGAUUAGCGGAAAUCGGGCGAAUCGAGCGAAAUUAAAGCAACAACAAUUCGUUGUACAACAACAACAACAACAACAACAAUAGGCAGCAAUUUUGGGGGUAGUCAAUUUAACAUCCAACACACACAUACUCGAAUAACUACGACAAGUAACAACAGUCAUCAUAUGCAAGCAGCGUACUCAACAAGCCACAUGCAACGCUACACCUAAUCAAGUGCGGGAAGAUGAAUGUCAAUUUGCUGCAACAUCCGUCAAUCAAGUAGAAGAACGUCUGGCGUCCAGCGAUGACGUCACAAGCUGUGUACUGUCUUAGUCUUCAGAUACGUCCAACGGCCGAGGAGGGCAAUGCAUCGGGAUCCGGAGCGAACGGUGGCAAUGAGCAGCAGGGCAGCAAAUCGGUGGCGACGGCCUCCGGGGCGGCUACGGUCGUUUCGUCGAACGCGCCCACAAUGGUAACUGCCAGCGGGGCAACGCUGCUGAGCGGGCUGGAAAAGUCCGGCGUCACCAUCUCGGCCGAAGCGUCCCGCGCACUGCAAACGCACGCGCUGCAGAUCGCUCACUCGCAGAUCGUCACGACUAGCCAGAGUCCGGCCACCGUAACCGUGGCUACCUCGCAGCCCCAACAACAACAGCAGCAGCACAGCAACAUCAUCCUCGUGCGAGGUUCACGCUCCGAGAACGGUCAAAUCAUUCUCCAGAACACGCACGAGCUGCUCAGCCUGCUGAGCGACGAGGAUAAGCCGAUCUUUCUCCAGCACCAGCGCCUAACAACGACGUCCGGCGGUACGACCAUCACCAAGGCACAUGCAACGAAGACACUGGCCGAGGCGACCACCGGCACUGGAGGUGGCGGGGCGAGUACGAUCCUCUUUCAACCGGCGAUCAAGAGCGGCACGCUCGAGGGCCUUAGCGGUGUCGGUGGAGCUGGUGGUACGAUUCUGCUGCAGUCCGAUGCACUGAAGAAGGGCACGACACUCGAGGUGGGUUCGUCGUCUGCGACGGGCAGCACUACCGGGCCAAUCUUUCUGCAGCAGCGGCUGAGCAAGAACGGUACCGAGGGACCGAUACUGUUGCGCACGUUGAAGCGGCUUGAUAAGUCACAAUCCAUCCUGGUGAUACGCAAUGCUACGACGGCGGGUACAGUCGCCACGGCUGGCAGUACGGUGGUGGCCGCUUCUGCUGCUGCUUCCGGUGGCAUCUCGGUAUCGACGGCCGGCGGUGCUACGCUGGCGAAGGUGAAGCCGGUCUCGACACCUACGACGACGGUGGUUACAGUGACAGCGGCACCGGUUGGAUCGGGCAGCGUUGGCGGCGGUGCCAUCGCACGGCGCGUGCAGGAAGAGGCGGAUGAAAAGAAGGAACCGACCGUGGUGGCGAAAGUGGUCCACAAGACGAACAAUAUGCCGCUGGGUGCAGAUGGUGAACCGAUCAAACUUCCGGACAAUUUGGAGAGUUUACCCCGGGCAGACCAUUUCCCAACCCAGCGACACCGGUGGAAUACCAAUGAGGAAAUUGCGGCCAUCCUAAUCAGCUUCGAUAAACAUUCCGAGUGGCAGUCGAAGGAAGUUAAAACGAGACCGAAAAGCGGCUCGAUGCUGCUGUACUCGCGCAAAAAGGUGCGCUACCGGCGCGACGGCUACUGCUGGAAGAAGCGCAAGGACGGCAAAACGACGCGCGAAGACCACAUGAAGCUGAAGGUGCAGGGUACGGAGUGCAUCUACGGCUGCUACGUCCAUUCGGCCAUCCUGCCCACCUUCCAUCGGCGGUGCUACUGGCUGCUCCAAAAUCCGGACAUUGUGCUGGUGCACUAUCUGAACGUGCCGUACCCGGACGACAACAAGAUGGCCGUGAUCACGCCCAACCUCGCGCUGUGGGGCGACAAGAAGGAGUGGACCAAGGAGGAGUUGGUCAGCCAGCUGAAGCCAAUGUUUUUCCCCACAGUUUUCAGCGAGGACGAACCGGACACGGCGAACGAGAUCGAAAUCUCGACCGCCGAAACGGUGGAAGCGAUCGUGAGCCAGCUGAUGGAGAAGCAGCGCAUGGCCCGCCAGACGGCGCUGGUGAAGCAGCUCGAGUGUGGCUGCCCGGACGCAAACUGUGCCGACGGGAAGUCCUGCUCGCAUCCGAUGCGCCGUAUCAGCGCGGCCAAGAGCGUCCAGGAGCUGGGCAAGCGGUCGGAUGGGCAUGCGGGCGGUGGUGGUGGUGGUACGGCACCGAACGUACUGAUCGGUUCCAGGAUGUAUCCCCGAUGGUUGGAUAAUCGAAGGAUGGCGACGGGACGGGUCGAGCAGCAGCAGCAGCAGCAGCAGCAGCAAUCGCAAUCGCAACACCCGUCCUCGCACACCAUCCUCGACCCGAACGGGGCGCGUGCCAUCACGCCCAAGACGCUCGACACGUCGAUACACUUCCAAGUCAUUCCUACCUCGGUGCAGAAUUCAAUUAGGCCCGGCGGCAAUCAGAACGCUUCCGCCCUGGGCACGCUGAGCAUCAGCAACGGUAGCUCACAAUUAACAAGUGUCAGCGGUCACAUUACGAACGGCAUCGUCGGCUCGCAAGCCAAUCAUCUCGGUGGGCAUCGGUCGGCCAUGAUUAUCACAAGCAAUCAGCAUCAGCAGCAGCAGCAGCAGCAGCAGCAGCAGCAACAUCAUCAACAACAGCACCAACAUCACCAACAUCCCCAGCAGCAUCCCAAUGUGCAUGGGCAUCCUCACCACGGGCAUCCUCAUGCCCAACAGCAACAUACGCUUACGAUGAACGGUAACAGUAAUUCGUCCAACAGCAGUAGUAACGGCAGCAACACCAACAACAGUACCAGUAAUAAUAACACCAACAACAACAACAACAACAACACCAGCGUAAGCACCAGUGUCGGUAGCAAUCAAUUAGCCACCCUCGGCCACUCGAGUCAAGUGACGGCGUCGAACGGCACCGACCGGCCGAACGCUACGAACGGCGUACCUGCGGCUGCUCGCGAUGCGAACAUUAAUCUUAACGGCAGCAACGAGACUCAUAUAUCAAUGAUCGGUUCCACCGGUCAGGGCAGCAAUCGUGCAUCGAACGGCGGCGGUGGCGGCGAUUCGAACGCUACCAAUGGCACGCUGUCGAAUAGUGGAGGUAGCAACGGCGGCCAGAGCCAGGGUACGACGGUUCAUCAUAAUCGAAUCUCGGUCAAUGGUAACGGUGCAACAUCGACACCGCCGCUGGUGCUUAGCUUGGGGCAGAACAUUGGAGGACCGGGCAGCUUGCUGAUACUAAACCAAGGCAACCAGCAACAGUCGUACGUUUGUCAACAGGCGCAGCACCAGAAAGCGAACGACGGCAAGGACCACGAUGGGUCGAUCAAGACGGAAUCAUCCGCCGGUUCGGUGGCGAAGCAGGAAAUGAUGGACGCGUCAUCUUCGCCCGUCCCUUCACUAUCGCACCACCAGCAGCGACAGCCGUCCCAGCAGUCGAACAGCUCCCCAUCGUCCGCCACUGGCGGUAGCUCGGAUAAGCAAUCGUUCGAUAGUCUGUUUGGCUAUCAGGAUCACACACCGAUGGCCAGUCCGGUGCAAAGCAUGGAAAGUAGCAGUGGCGGCGGCGGCGGUGGCGGUUCCGGUGGUGCCCCGACAACGCACCACCACGACAAUCUACCGUUCUUCAACGAAACGCUCGAUUUGUCGCAGGAAGAUAUACAGAAGACGCUGAGCGCCAACAUGCCGCUCGGGGGGCAUGUCGCCGGCCACGACACAGCGCCGACCGAUGACGCCAUGAACGGGGAGAUCAAUCCGAUGGACUUUAUCGAGAACUGUGGCGAUAAUCACGGCACGGUCGAUGACGAUGUGUUUGUGAAUCUGGACGCGUUCGAUAUGCUGGUAGAGUUCCCCGAGCUGGAGCUGGAUGCGAAGAGCGAGUUUCUGCGCUCGGAUGACGGGACGGAUGACACUGCCGGUGGGGCGGGCGAUCUCGCCGGUGACAGUGGCAGUGAGCUCGGCCAGUACAAGCAUCAGGUACAGAGUGCAUCGCAGCAGCAGCAGCAGCAGUCAUCGCAGCCGCUGCCGAACGCGUCCACCAUAACGGACUUUAGCCCGGAGUGGGCGUACCCGGAGGGUGGCAUCAAGGUGCUGGUGACCGGGCCGUGGAGUGCCAGCUCCGCCUAUACAGUAUUAUUCGACUCGUUCCCGGUGCCGACCACGCUCGUGCAGGACGGUGUGCUGCGGUGCUACUGCCCGGCGCACGAGGUCGGCAUCGUGACGCUGCAGGUCGCCUGUGAUGGUUUUGUGAUAUCCAAUGCGGUCAACUUUGAGUACAAAUCUCCGCCAAAGUUCGAGACGAAGUGCGAGGGCAACGGGAACGACAUGCUGUACAAGUUCAAUCUGCUCAACCGGCUGGAGUCGAUCGACGAGAAGCUGCAGAUAAAGGUUGAGCCGGGAGAGCUGCCGGAGGAUACGCUCCUCUUCAAGCAGAAUAACUUUGAGGAUCGACUUGUGAACUACUGUGAAACGCUUACCGCCAAAAUGUGGCGCUCUGUAACACCUGGUCCGUUCAUCGAUAAACACCAGGGCAUGACGCUGUUACAUCUGGCGGCAGCACUCGGAUAUGCCAAGCUGGUACGCACGAUGCUUACCUGGAAGGCUGAGAACUCCAAUGUCAUACUGGAGGCUGAAAUCGAUGCCCUCAGCCAGGACAAGGAUGGUUACACACCGCUGACACUGGCCUGCGCACGGGGCCACACCGAGACGGCGAUCAUACUGUACAAGUGGAACCAGAACGCGCUGAACGUGCGCAACAACGCGCAGAAGGGCCCGGUCGAGGUGGCGCGCGACUACGGCCACGGUGAGCUGGCCCGCGAGCUCGAGCGGCAGGAGAAGGAGCGGCUCAGCCAGCAGCAGCGCACACCAACCAGUGCUUCCAUUCCGACGCUUGCCUCCAUCACGUCGUCGACGACGGCUUCUUCCGGCACGCAUUCCUCCGCUUCCUCCGCUUCGCCAAACGCAUUGCCAACCAGCUGCUCGAACCACUCUUCCAGCGCCUCCUCACCGUCGGCCUCGCCCGCCCAAGCGUCCCAGGAUCUGCUCAGCAAUCUGAACGAAAGCAAUAGUAGCAGUAGCAAUGGUAGCAACAGCAGCAGCAACAGUAGUACCGCUGACUGUAAAGCCCCCGAUGGCAAUAACAACCUGCAGUCGGGUGGUAUGAGCAGUGAUCUACACUCGCUGACGAACGAUGCAUCCGGGACGAUGCACAACUUCCUGAACCUGAACCAAAUCUUCAGCUACGGGGAGGGCCUGCACGGGGCGAACAGCGAUAGCUGCAGCAACGACAACUUCGGUCUGGUGGCGGCUUUCAAUCCGUCCCUCUCGCCGACGGGUCUUUCGCCGUACAGCGAGAUGAAGGGUUCCUGCUCGUCCACCGGGUCGCAGGGCGGCGGUGGGCUACACUACGGGCUGGAGAACACCAACUCCAAUCCGAUGCUCUCGAACGCACUGUCACCGAACUCGGACAGCAACCGCAGCCAUGACGGUGUGUUUUUGCGGCCCGGUGCGGUCUACUCGAGUCAAAGCCCACCGGGUGCUCGGCUCUCCAAGCGCUCGUCGAUCGACAGUGGCAUCAACAUGGACAACCGUUCGGUGGCGCUCAGCCGCACCGGGAAAGCGUUCCGCGAGGCACAGCGCACAAACCGGAUGGAUCGAAGCAUGUCGCUUCCGCUCGCAUCCGGUGGUGGUGGUGGACAGCCCAGUGGCAAGAAUCAACCCGGCACACCGUCCAGCACGGCCGGGGGAGAUCGUGAGACGGACAGCUUCUCGCUAUCUCUAAGCGAACGCACCACGGAGUCGCCGUCGCAGGUUUCGAGCAAUGUUUCGUUGCUGUCACCGUUGCGCAAGAUGGACUUUGCACUGUGUGAGGUUUCGGCUACGGAAACCAGCCCGAUGUGCGAAGACGCCGACUCGUUGCAGGAGGACGACUGUCACCAUCAGCUGCCUGACAGUAUGGAUAUGGGUCCGGGGACGAGUGGGAACGGUGCCGGUGCCGUGACGAAUGCCGUAGGGGAUUCCGAUGCAAAGGUGCUUACACUUGCCGAACAGAUCAUAGCCGCAAUGCCAGAGCGUAUCAAGAAUGAAUCGGAAGAAACCAUGUACCUUGGCAGUCCGCUGCCGGACUCACUGAACGAGGAUACGGCCGGUAUGGGCAUACUGAACGACACCUUCAUGGAACCGUUGCUCGAUUCGCUCCCUUCGUCGCAGUUCGAUCAGGAGUUCAAUUUCGAGUUCAGUGAUCAUAACUACCGCUACCAUGACGUUGGUACACCCUGCUCAAGCCUCAGCCCGGCAUCGUCCGGUCCGCUACAGUCACCUGCCAGCUAUUCGAUCCCGCAAGAUCAUCCCGUCGGCUCGCCGAGUCCGCCUCCAACUACGCAGGAUUUCACCGAGUUUCUCCAAUCAUCGAACGCAACUGUUAGACCGUUCGAAGCCGAUUUCUCUAACCUAAAGCUAAAUGAUCGUGAGCAGCGUGAGCUGUACGAGGCGGCCAAAUGCAUCCAGAAGGCGUACCGAUCGUACAAGGGGCGCAAGAGCCGCAUGGAGGAGCAGGACAAGGAGCGUACGGCGGCCGUCGUGAUACAGAACUACUACCGGCGGUACAAGCAGUACGCGUACUACCGGCAGAUGACGCAGGCCGCCCUCGUCAUCCAGAACGGCUAUCGGUCGUACUGUGAGAACAAGCGGUUCAAAAAGUCGCAAACCGCCCAACAGCAGCAGCAGCCGGUGACGAGCAGCGAGGAGGACAAGGCGUCCGCCCAGUGUCUCGAGACGUACUACCAGAACUUCCGCAACGAGCAGAAGCAGCAACAAUCGCCUCAGCAGCAACAGCAGAACAAUCAGCCAGGUGGUUCCGGCUCGAAGGAACCGAGUCCGUCGGGUCCCCUGAAACGAACUUAUUCGCAACGAACACAAAAUCAGGCCGCUAGGAAGAUACAGCAGUUUAUGAGACAAUCGAAAAACAAUACUUGGGAUGAGCAAAUGACUAACUUGGCUACAGAGAGAACGAGCCGAAAAAGAGAGGCUGGUCCACCUACGCAGGGUGGAGUACCUCCAAAGCUUGCAGUGUCACGAACAGCCCGAGGCUCCACCACCUACCAGCGCUCCAAGGUGAACUGAAACAGGACGCGAGCGUACGGAUGGCGCUACCCACACGGAACACUGUUCACGCUCGCCCGAAUGCAGCCAGUUUGAUGGAAACUCAUCGAAGCUAGGCGUAGGCGUGUAAGAAAGGAAAAUUGUUGUCGAAUUAAUUGCGUUACUUUUUACUACGAUUUGUUUUGUCAAGACACUUGUUCACGUUUUUUUGAUUAUUUAAUCAAUUUUGAGUUCUCACACACACACACAAACACACACCCGUUGACGAUACGCAUGUAGUGUGAGUGUUAAUUUGUUUCUGUUGUUUUGUUAUUUGUAGUAAGUUAAGCAAAGUUACGUUUUAAAACAUUAAAAAAGGCAAAACCGUCCCAACGUUGCGUUAUGUUGCGUUACCAUUGUUUCAAACGGCGUUACCCGGUGUGGUUGAAAUAUUUCACAGCAAGCGCUGUGCGGUGUGUGAAAUGUUUCUGAAACCGCUAAGCUAGAUGGCGCUAGUAUUGUGUUGAGAGAUUUCGGUGCGGAAUCUUUUGAACGACCAGCUCGUUUAGAAUAAUGAUGAGGCGGCAGCAGCAUUGUGAAACAAAAAAAUAUAUUGCAACUAAAGCGUGUUGAUGAUGGGAGACGUUUAAUCUGAUACCUGAACUUUUAGUAGAAAUUCUAGUCUAAAUAACGUUCUCACACACCACGUUGUGCGGGUGGUUGAGAAAACAACACACACACAUUGAGAGAGAAAUGGGGACAGAAAGUAGAACAAAAAGCAAAACAAAACACUGAGAAAAAUGUGAUUUAAGCUCUUUUUUAAAACACGUGUAAAAUGUUCGCCUAUCUCGCGAGCGACUGUUAUUAGAAUCAGCCGAGACAGUGUUUGCCAUAGUACAGCUGUACAGCCAGAGAUAGACUUAUUUUCCGUGAUAGGAAUGCGAUGCCGUUGGGAGAAAGAGACGAGUUAGACAGAGAAGUUUAGAAAAGUUUGAACCCGACACUGAGCGGUACGAAAUAGUGCUAGAAAUAAUUAUUUAUAGCAAAAAAACACUAGUGACUGGCCAUCCUCUCGGUCGAUUACGGUAAUGUAAGCAGUGGUAAGGUACUGUAAAUAGGAAAGGAGAGAAGCGUAGUUUGCAAAGCAAAACCGAGUGAUUAGGUUUGCGCGUUUCGGGCCAGUUGGGCGUAAUUGUACAGCAGAUUGUAGAGCAGUUGUUACUGGUUCAUUGUUUUAUUUAACUGAUGAAAAUCAACUUUUUUACACUACUAGAGCAAAGCGUAGCGGUUGUUGAGGCGUAGAACAAACAGAUACAGAAUCAACAUCUAUUUAUUAUAUCUUUCGAGAUCGAGAAACCUAAACUUAAACGCUAUAAAAAGGAGCGAAUAAGCUGCUAAACUAGGGUCUAAGCUAGCUCUUUUCUCUUUCUAAGGCAAAAAACGGACGAGUAGACGAGUAUUUCAACCCGACGGGCUGAUGUAUAUAGCAAAAUAGUUGAAGCUGGGGUUGUAGAGCGUCAAACAGUGAUUUUCUAUUUGAUUGUUAACUUUUGUUAAAUUGAUCUAGAUGCUAGAAACUGGUAAUUAUCAAAACAAACACACGGCACACGAAAAGCACGUACAGGCAAACGGUGUGCUAGUGUCACGCACCUAGUUUGUGUGCAUUUGUGUGUGUGUGACAUGUGUACGUGUGUUUAUGUAAAGAUAUUGCUAAUAAUUACACACUCUUUAGCGAACAGAAGAGAAGGACAAGGAUGAUAAAAAAAAACAGCAAACACAAGCAAACGAAAGCGAUCGAAGCUACCUAAUGUAGACAUUAUAUACAUUAAAGUGACAUAUACAUAUAUAGAUAUAUAUACAAGCUAACUAUUUAUCUCUUUUUUACAACGUUUCGAAGCGACAAAAGUGUGUAAAAGAAAACCAAAACAAAAGCAAACUGACACAACGUAGCCACAUACGCCAUUCAAAAACGUCAGUUUCAAACGCGAUCUAGUGAGUAAAUUUCAUCCCUCGCCUUUCCCCCCAUUUGCCGAUCGUAGUUAAGCCGAAAGCAAAAGAACGUGCAGUGCAGUGAAUGCCGAAAGCAACAACAACGGAAGAGGGGGAGGGAGGCAGGGGGUAGUUUUUCGAUGUUUUGUUCAGUCUCUCCAGGGUGACACUGUGUGCGUCCAUCUUAUGACUUUCGAAAAGGAGUAAUAAAAUUUCAAAAAUCUAUCUACAAGCAAACUGUCGGUACGACUGGGUCAAACGAGGUCGCGGUUGAAUCAAAUCAAAGCAACAACAAAAACAACAAACCUCCAUAACUGAUAAGGAUGAACGAGCCGUUUUGCAGGCAGCGGAUGAAAAAGCGAAACGAAAGCGAAAUAAACUGCAAUCAAUCUGCACGAGCAAAGAACGAGGUGCUGUAAGAAGAAGUUUAGAUAAAUAGGAUAAAAAAGAUGAAAAAGAAGAAGAAGAAGAAGAAAAAGAAAAAAGAAGACGAAGAUAUGAAGAAGAAGAAGAAGUAAAAGAAGAAGAAGAAAGGAAGCGGAGUUCAGAAGGAAAUGAAAAGAGGAGAAUAUAAGCAACAAAGCAAAAUCAUGUGACAAAACGAAAAAAGAAGAACUUUUGAACUUAAAAAACAAUUUACACUCUCUCAGCUACUUGCCAUUUUGCACUAUUCGACUUUCCAAAUCACGAAUCCACACACCUACACAUACAAGCGGAUCGUUAACUAACUUUAAUGAUUAUAUAUAUAUAUAUACAAACAAUAAUAUAAUAAUUCUAAGCGAAUAAUAAAAAUGGAAUGAAGGAUGAAAUAGAGAGAAAGAAGGAAAAAGUAACGUUGAUUGAAGCACAUUCGCACACGAUUGUAGAAAACAAAAGAUGGGAAAACUAUAUAUUUGACAGAGAGAAGCGAUUAUAGCUAUAUAUAUAUACAUACAUACAUACAUGCAAACAUACAAUUCAUGCAUAUACAUACAUACCUACAAUACAUAGUGCAUACUACUACCUACUUACCUUACAGUUUAAGCGCGAAGUUCAAGCGACAAAGUUAAAGACGAGUUCCAGUUACUGAAACAAAAACAAAAAAACAACAUUUUUCUCCAUCUGCAACAAAAAAAAAAAAAAACGACAACAUAAAAGCGAUAAAACACACAACACUAGAAAAAUUGAUAGAUGACAAAUGAUAGGUAACGGUUUAAGCAUUCUUUACAUUCUUCUUGCGAUUGGAAGUAGAAUAGGAAUAACAAAAAAAAAAAAACGGUUUGAAAAAAGGAGAAAGAAAAACAAAAAAUGAAAAACCAAAAAAAGCACAUAAAAACAGGAAACAGACAAACUGCGUACUUAAACCUACUAACCAAAACAUCAAAUUUUCAAAUCAUUGCAUCAUUUAACGCAAAUUAUGAGAAGGAAGCAAAAAAUAUGUGAAAGAAAAGAAGAUAACAACACAAAUAGGAUAGCGCUAGUAUAAGGAUACAUUUAAAUAAAACAAGAACGAGCAAGAAGUUAGCAACAGAAGAGCCAACCAACACAAUUGGAGGGGAAUUGAGCAAAAGCAAAAGCAGUUUGUCGGGCAAAGUAUAACUCUAUUGCGAGCUUUUGUAAACGACAGGCGCAAUAUUGUGGAACUAUUUUGUUGAGUGUUUUAUGAAGUUAAUACCAACAGCAGCACAAAGGAAGAAACAAACGGAAUGCUAACACAGAACAAAAGGUAUAAAAUCUCUUUCCAACGUUGUAACGAUUGAAGAAUGAAAUGUAACGCGUUUUUAUUACACCGUGCGGUUACGGUCCCAUUUGCUCGUUGACUUAUGGUCUUUUCGCUUCCACGAAACACGAACAGUAUUGCAGCUUUGUGAACAGUGAAUGACACAGUUACUUCAUCAGCAAUAACUAUCGUACGGUGCACAGCUUUAAAAAAAAAGAACUGGGAUCGAACGAUCCACGAUCCUUUCGAUCCACACUCUUGUUCUGCUUGUGAAGCGUUUGCUCUUGAAUUUUUGGUAGGUUUUCGCAAAUUAUUAAUGCAGCAGCAAUCUCGUUCACAAAACCUCUACUCUUGAAAGCAAUAAUAACUCCUUGUUUGAAAAAAAUAAUAAUAAUAAAUAAUAAACCCAAAACUAAUUCAAUCGAUCAAAUCGAUUGCACUCCCAGACCUGUACCGUUCUGUUUUUGCACCCUCCCCGCACGGCAAAGCACCUGUCAGAAACUUUGAGAAAGAAGGCUUCCGGCCACGAGCGGUCACAAAAGCGCAGCAGCAGCAGCCCGCGUGCCAAUUGGCUACUAAAAUCAUAUCAAAGCUCUGGGGGAGCAGCCGAUUGGAGCAAAAGUUACGCAUCAGUUCCUUCUUUAACGAAAAACGAAAAUCACGCCCCCGGCACGUGUGAGCUCAUUUUCACGGCAGUUUUGUUGUUGUUGUGUGUGGUCUUUACACGAAAAGAAAUGGUUCAAAGUCAACUCGCAAGGCUCGUGGGCUGUGAGAAAACAGCAGCAUUCCUAAUUGGGGAAGUACAAACGCGCGCAAGCGACUCCAACGAUGAUGCAAGGAAGCGGUGAUGCGUGACAGAUGAGGCUAGCCUGGUGCAUAAUUUUUGCCCUCCCCCUGUCACUGUCAGUUAAAGCUAGGUCGGAGCAUCUUUCUGAUAGAUUUUGGCCCGACUGAAGAUUACAUCGUGGCACUGUAAUAGGCCAAAAAAAACCUCCCAGAAGAUAAGCGACGUUUGAUUGAUCCUUUUUGGGUGUCAUUGGGUGCAAUAUGAGCCCCAAUUACAGCCUUGCAGAUCUCCUUUGCUCUUUAUUUCAUGUUCAUUUUCACUAAGCAGCUCGCUAGUAGCUUUGAUUUUGUAGAAAAGUAUGGAAAGAGUAUCAUAUCAGGGAAAAUGGUAAAUGUUGUUGAGGUUAAAGCCAUGCAUAAAACAAGUAAGCAAAAACAAACAAAUAACACAUUAAAAAAAAACAACUUAAUACGUCCAUGGGAAAAAAUGAUACAAUACAAAAAUCCCACAAUCAUACACCACUAAACAAACACAGUGCACAGAUGUGCGGUAAACGGAUGCAAUUUCUCAAUGCUACAAUUAGGAGGUAAACAAACACACAAAAACUACUCACGAAAAAAGGGAGAAGGAAAUAAAACAACGGUUGUGUCGAGUUCAGAUUUGAGGAGUUGCUUUAGCAAGAACGUUUCAAACCACACAGCACUCCUGUGUGUUUUUUCUCCAGUUUAAUUUCUCUCUUUUUUAGAAACGAACAUUUCUUCCUCCCCGGCUCAGGUUCAGUAGGAGCUUGGACCUACCAAGAGACAGCUGGCAUGUUAAAAAAACACUCAAAAAGUAUUAAAAAACAAACACUUUCUCUUUAAAUAAACUACACAAACGAACACAAACACACAUACAAACCACAAGCACAUCUCAUCUCCCAGUGUGCAGCAUCUAGAGUGAUCUAUUGAAGAAUUUAUCUAGCUAGGGCCACCUUGUAGCGCACAAAAGUGCAACCAAAUUUACCCACUUUUGCGUAGAUGCAGAACCUUUGAUAUAGAGAAAUGAACACUGCAAAGCGAAAGAGGUGUUUAUAGUGAUGUAGAGUAUGCAAUUUAAACUAACUUCUUUCUACCUAUCUACUCACUCUACUUUAAACAUUACAAAUAAAUACAUACACACAAAAAAAAAACGGCGGUACACACCCGUCCAUGCCGCUUUAGUAAAUCUCGCAGAGGACAGAGACACAACCACAUCCACAUUUGGAUAGCUGGAACUGGGAAAACGGCAAACAGUUUAACUAUAUUUUUAUACACCAAAAGGCAAAGCGACUUAUAAGCAAGGCUAUACAAAAAAAAAAGUGUAAAGAGACGAGACGGGGUUGUUUUGCACGUACACACUUACAACACUUAUUCUUAUUAUUCUCUCGUUCCCUUCUCGCUCUUUGCCGCUUGCUUUCUUUCUCCUAGCACUUUAGGCGUUUAGAAGAAGGUGGAACAAAAACACGCGAUAGAAGACGCUAUAAGCAAUCAUGGGUCUACUUCUACUACUGAUAGUGAUAGUAACUAGCAAGAUUCUCGCGAUCGAUCGAGAAAAAAAAAACACAUCGACAGCAAAACAAAAGGGGAAGAAAAACCGAUAAGCCAGUGAGCAAACAGCAGCAGCAGAAGAAGAAAAAAACAGGUGGAUAGAGCAACUAACCAAAAUGAACCUUUUCCCCUCUCUAAACAAUCUACCCAAGAACGUGUUCUUUCAUUCCAAACCAUUUCCAAACCAGUAGCGGCGAUCGAGACGCGGCGUGGAGAGCGAUUGUCGAGUAGCUUUUCUGCAUGUAGUGUAGGUUUUUAGGAAGACGAAAAUACAACAAAUAUCACAACCCAAUGAAGAGCAUUUUCUCUCUCCAUUUUGGCUAACAUUGGAAGAUCGCUUUAACCUUUAACACGAAAAACCACACACACACAAACACUCGUACAGAAAGAGCAAUGGAAAGAGCAACUACCUUUAGUAUCCCGCUCGUUGUUCUCUUCUCUUACCUUAAUCUGUUGUCAUGUUGUAAGCAGAGACAAGGAGGUGAUAACGUUUCCCAAUCACGCUAGAUGGCAGGGUUGUUUUGAGAUGCACGUAUACACACACUGUUGUUUCGAUUCUCGAGUAUCACUAUCCUGUCCUUCUUUCCAAAACAAACCGAAACUAAAAUGAAUUUUCUUCAACAUAGAGUACUUAAUAAAACACUUUAACACACCUGCACACCUGGAAAGGACGACAACGAGUGAUUUUAGAAACUAAUCAGCACGAAUCAGUGAAGCUAAUAGUUUGAACAGAGUCCACGCCUUUCCACGAGCCCUAGCAGCCCUAGUCUUGUAGGAUGCGCACAUACUUAUCAAACGAUUAAACAAAGCCGGUGACAUCUACCUAACCCCUAAACAUCAACUCAACUACCAGUUACUCGUGCAAGCAAAGCAAGAAAAAUGGUACUAAAGAAUGAAAACAGUUAAAGAAGAAGUUAAAAAGAAGAAGCGGUAAAUAGUGAGGUGAAAUGAGCAUGAAACAAACAAGCACUUAAAUACACUAAAAGAAACAAAUACACACACACACUUACACACGGCUCGGAUAGAACGGAAAAGGAAAAUAGAGAACGUGAAAAGAUUGCAAAAAAGAAGAGAAAAAGAAAAGAGAACAAAUUAAAAAUAAACAAGCAAGCUUUAACAUAUUUUUAAACGAAUGCAUACGCUCAGAAGCACGAUGACAUAAAAGAUAAGCAAAAAAAGAGGAAAAGCAAAAGAGGAGAGGAAAAAAGGUAUAAAUAAAUAUUAUAAAAUAAUUCUCCACACAUCCCAUGCGAAAUGGAUAUACAAUUAACUAAAAGUUCGAUGAAUGAAAACAAGAAAAAAGCAGUAACGUGUGCAAUUGGCAGUGGCAAGACACGAGAAAUGAAAGUGAAAAUAUGCAACAGCAAAAAAAAACAUUAAGUAAGAAACACCAACAAAAAAACAACAAGCUAACAGUUACAAAAAAAGAACAUUUAAAUAAAAAUGGCAUCUCCUGUGACAAAUCAAGUUUAGUGGCGUGUCUCUUACGCUGCGCGGAGACGAAGUCAAGCAGCUGAACAAGCGGCAAGCAGAGAAACAACUAAACAAAGACAAAAUAAAGCAAAAAUCUUUCAAACCAUACUGAAUUGUUUUGUGUGUGUGUGUGGGUGAGUAUGUGCAAACCAAACUUGAUCGUGCUUGCCUGCGGUAUGUUGACAGGCAACAGAUGGGAGAUGCACCAUUGAUAAUUGAAUAGAGACAAAUCUCCAUACUACACACUCACUUGAGCACUGUUUGUCUUACUACUAGCACUCGUUUUUGACGCCUGGCUGCGGAAAGCUUUUCGCAGCGGUGCGCUUCGUUUAUCUCUCUAGCUCUAGCUCAGCCGCCCUCUCACAUACCUACAUCGUCGAAGUCGAUCAAUCAGCAAUCAUCGGAGAGAAUUUUGAGAAAAGUCUGAUAGUUUGUUUGUUUAUCACCUGGUCGGCUGAUGCGUACGUCUAAAAGUAAUGCACAGGUGCAAAGUCUAUAGAACACAACACAACCCUUCCCCAUGAAACACUGAAGGUAAGGAAGACACAGGAAAGCUUACCCAAAAUCCCCCACACAGCACAAACAAAUAAAGAAUAAAGAGAUGAAAAGCAUUUCGGUUGUGAGCAGUAUCGCUUCCAUGCUGCAUCCAUCCCGUGUUUGCAAACGUUUCGUUUUCCUUCCCAGAAAAGUGAGAGGCUAAGGCACCGAAUACAACUAGCGUACUUUAACGUAUCUUUAAGCACUAUCGGAAAGCGUGUUCUCCUGUUUCUUGUUCAAACGAUUUAGCUAGACGAGUUUUGUCACCUUUCCUAUUGAAUAAAAAAGCUCCCUAAAUGCCGGUCGUCAACAAGCGAGAAGUGAGAACACUUAAGUAGCAUUAACACUCAUGUAAGAUUGAGCAGGCAGGCAAGAAACUAUAGCUUUAAAACAGUUUGCAUCUUUAAACGUUCUCUUAAACGGUGAAGCCAAAUGGUCUGUUUGCUCCAGUGUGAAACGAAUUAAAAAGUAAAACAAAGCGAGCACGUGCUUCACUUACUGCGUUACUUUAGUUUUGUACCAUUUGCUGUUCAUUCAUUGUGCACGUUUGAGGAUCAGAAAAAAACAGAAAAGAAUUCACUUUGCUAGUGGUAUUUGAAAGAGAUGUGUGCGUUAAAACAUCUUCCUAUUCUACCUAUUGCUAAUGCAUAGUGCGUGUUAAUAUUGGUAAAGUUUAAUGAAAGAAAUGGAAGGAACAGUGGGUGACAGGAAUACCAAAAGCAACAAACAAACACAUUGAAAAUAAUGCAUGACAAUGCAAAUGCACAGUUCACAAUCUUGACAUACAUUUACACGCGUUUUGGGGACGGGAACGAGUGUAGUGAUAAGAAAGAUGCAGAAGGAGUAACGAAGACGGAUACUAUAUAAGUAAACGAUUUGCACAGCAGCACCGUUGGAAGUCAAACUGCACCAUUCAAACAGAAUCUAGCAAUAGAAACAACGUACACAAGUCUAAGGAGAAAGAGAAAAGAAGGUAAAAAAACGAAACAAAAAGAGAGAAUAUAAGUAAAAGAGGUGAUGAUGAGAAAAAGGUAACAUAACAUAAACAUAGAACACCAAAACCGAAGAAAACAAAACAACAGACAAAUGGCUAGUAAGCGAUUCUCAAAGAGUAAAGUUGGAAAGAAAUGGUUUAACAAAAAUGGUAUAAGCACUGUACUUUUAGUUAUGGCUCUACUGAGAAAGAUGAAAACCAAAGUAAAUAAGUUGCAUAUAACAAGCUGAAAAUGAAAAAAAAUUACGCUGGAAUGAGCAUUAAACAACAAGACACACCAUUGCGUUCAUAAAUGGAGAUGCUUGUUUGCACUUUGGCCAUCUUACUGUGUUUUGUGCUGUAUUUAAUUUAAGAAAGUAAUUGUAAAUAUGAGAUCCAAAACAAACAAGCAAAACCACACUUACACAUGAGUGAAAUGAAGCCCAAUUUGUGAGAAAAUCGAAUCAAAUUACCAUGAUGAUCAUUUAGCUCUGGAAGGGAUAGAAACACAGAUGAAAAACAAAUGCAUCUCAAUUUGGCAAACAGAACCGAACAGCAAACUUUACGACUGAAAAGCAUAUCCUACAAUUUCCGGUCAACGUGUGGUCGUAUAUAAAUGAAAAAAAAAGGUGUGCAAAAGCCGGGAACUACUUGUGCAAUUACAAACACACACCCUGAAGGCUCUCCAAAUUGUAUAAACCACUUGCACUUUACUUACAAACCGAAGCUCUCCCCAAAGAAAGCAACAAAAAAACGGAAGAAAUAAAAAAAACCCUCAUCAAAAUACCCUCUUUUCAACUGUUUUCUACUUGCAAAGCAAAUCCAUUCAAAGAAUGACAAACUAUUAGAGCAAAUUGAGCACUGAAAGCGUUACUUGUUUCACUUCCAGCUCCCCACUGGUGCGGUCAGUAUCGAUCUAUUUGUAACAUAUAUAAAUAUACUUAAAGUAACCUCUUCCCUUUUCCAACUUACACACUCUGUACCUUUUUGAGAUUAUGUAGAAACGUGUUUGGAAAGGAAUUAGAUCAUCCGCCGCCAGAUAAAAACAAAACAGAAUGCAUUCUUUCGACAAAAGUUCACGUACUAGUUAUGACAGUAAACAGUAAAGCAAAGAGCAAAACAAAACAAAAACUAACCUUAAACACUAUUAUCAAGUUUCCCUUGCAAACUCUAAUCUAAGCGGUUUAUAGAUUGGUUUUGUUUCAUGAUCGCUAGUGGGACGUUAUGAGUGGGAUGAAAAAAAAA